GACUAAAUGGGCUUUUUACUCUUUGACACGUUGCUAGGGUUCCACAACCCCAUCUCAUACAUAAACCAGUCGUUCAACUGAUUUUGCCGUCACUGCAAUUCUGUUCUCUUGCGCGACUUCAAUUUCAAAUUAGGGUUUCGCUUCGAGCACAGAAAACACCAAAUCAGCCAUGGGAGUCUUCACAUUCGUCCUCAACAAAACUGGCGCCGAAUGGUCCGCCAAGCAAUACUCCGGCGACAUCGAAGCCUCCGCUGCCUCUACUUUCGAGAUCCAACGGAAGCUCGUUAAUGCCGCUCUCGCCGUUGAUUCUUCUGGUGGUGUUCAAUCCUCUUUCUCUCCUAUUUCUCCUUCAUCUGCUGUCUUCCAGGUGAUUGUGGGUGGUGCAGUAUUUGUUGGAGGUGGUGCUGCUGCUGCAGCUGCCCCUGCAGGAGGUGCUGCCCCUGCUGCCGAUGCCGCCCCUGCCGCCGCAAAGAAAGAAGAAAAGGUUGAGGAAGAGGAGGAGGAUGAUGAUAUGGGAUUCUCACUCUUCGAUUAGAGUUUUCUAGUUUUUGUUCAAUUUUGAUUUAAGGGUUUUAGUCUUCAAUCCUAUGAAUUUUGUGUAUUGGCUUGCGCUUAUUAACGUACAAUCUACCAGAUAGAGUUUAUGCUACAUUUCUGUAUUCUGUUUUGCAAAUUUGACUUUUUAUUUAAAUUUUGUCUUGCUUUA
Cicer arietinum (chickpea) is the source of this 706-nucleotide messenger RNA. Its product is annotated as large ribosomal subunit protein P3z-like. Gene Ontology annotation, molecular function: structural constituent of ribosome. The record is from RefSeq and is a predicted model, not a curated record. Gene Ontology annotation, cellular component: ribosome. Lineage: Eukaryota; Viridiplantae; Streptophyta; Magnoliopsida; Fabales; Fabaceae. Gene Ontology annotation, biological process: translational elongation.